Messenger RNA from Saccharomyces mikatae IFO 1815, 1917 nucleotides. RefSeq names its product SCF ubiquitin ligase complex subunit SAF1 (gene SAF1). The record is from RefSeq and is a predicted model, not a curated record. The transcript has a single exon. Gene Ontology annotation, cellular component: cytoplasm. Lineage: Eukaryota; Fungi; Ascomycota; Saccharomycetes; Saccharomycetales; Saccharomycetaceae. Gene Ontology annotation, molecular function: guanyl-nucleotide exchange factor activity; protein binding. Bases 1 to 1917 code for a protein of 638 amino acids.
AUGAGUGAAAUGGAGAGUAGAGAAAAGGAGUCUAAAGUAGGGUUGCCUCCAGACAUCGUGCAAGCUACCUUACCGUUCUUAAGUAGCGAUGAUAUUAAGAACCUCUCGCAGACGAAUAAGUACUAUAAUACGUUACUAGAUUUUGACCAUUCUAAAACCUUGUGGCAUGAACUGUUUCAUAAAGCAUUUGGCACACUAAGAACAAAUGACGAGCCUUUUCUGUGUCGAAAUUCCACAGAAUUCAAGACUUGCACAGAAAGCAUUCUAAGAGAAGCAUACCCUAAUUUGUCAUGGCAAGAUUUAUACCUAUUACGAGCAUACGAUGCCAAGUUUUAUACUUGGGGAUAUUUGAAGCAUGGAAGGCUAGGAUAUACUGUCAGUUCCAAUAACGAACUAGCUGCCACGUCUCUAAAUGGGCCGAGUCCGCGAUUUAAAUAUGGUGUGAAUACUCCCACAGAAGUUCCUUGGUUUAACAGUAGGACAAGACCUAGAAGUAACUUCACUUCUUCAGAAGAUCCAUUAAGUGCCAUCAAAAAAGAUGGAGAUGAAAUAAUAGCUCAGGUGUCUAGUGGAGGUUUUUCUUUUCAAAUAUUAACUGAAUCUGGUAAUCUAUAUAGCACCGGAUCUACUUUUUCUGGGGGGUUGAAAGGACCAGGCCCCAAUAGUCCACAGCACGACUAUAAUCCCUUUAGAGAAAUGAUUCACAAUAUGGAAAGAUCUUAUCCGCGUAUUACAGGUCGUAGUAACGGAAGUACCGUCAAUACCACCGGUACGUUUUCUGGAAUAAGUAUGGGCGGUAGCCACCCUUCUACUGCUCAUGAAUCAGGAAAUAUUCAAUCAAGUCCAGCUCAGCACGUUACUGUAGACAGUGGGCAAGCACCAGCACCAUCACCUGGAGGAAAUCGUAAUGGUGUCCCUAGAACUACCAUGCCUUCAAUGGGGCCCCAUGAGAAUAUUUAUAGUGAAAUAGAAAUGCUAGAACGAAGUGCUAAUAAAGCAGUACCAGGAAAUAAUCAUAUCAGGAGAAUGUUUGCAAGAAACUCCUUCCCAUUAUAUAGUGGUAGUGAUGAAAAUUUGAACACAUUCAAUGAUAUUCAGUUUGUCGCGGUAAGUUCUGGAAGAAGUCACUUUUUGGCAUUGGAUACAAAUAACAAUAUUUAUUCUUGGGAUUCCACAGAAUCAGAUCAAGGUGUUAAAAUCGAGUUUGCUAAUUUACCUGAUCGUGCUACUAAUCCUAUCCUGAAGAUUGCUAGUGGCUGGAAUUUCAAUUGUUGUUAUAUAUACAAGAUUGGAUUAGUAGCAUGGAAGGAAAGAGAAGCAGUAGAAAAAGGUGAGAGCUUUGCUUUUGCAAAGUACGAAAUUAUACCAAACACAGAUAAUAUCAAUGGAGAUUCAAGGAUCAUCGAUUUCGCAUGUUUGAGAGAUAAUUUGGUUUUCUACAUUAAUAACAAUGGCGAUAAGUUAUGGAAGUACCACAAUGGAUUGAAUCAUGUAAUUGAUCUGGAUAUUGUCGGAAAACUAUGUAAAAUCAAUGUUUGUUUUGCUUCGCUAGUCCUAUUCACUGAUUCACACUGCUAUUCUUUAAAGAUAGCGGAUGGCGACGUUGACAAAGAGAGUUUAACAGAACUAGACAUUGAAGAAAACGUUAUAUCCGUCGCAAGCGGUGACUACCACACCGUGGCACUAACUGAGUCUGGUCAUUUAUAUUCUUGGGGUGUAGAAAGCCAAGAUUGUGGAUGUUUGGGACUCGGUUCUUCUGAAGAAGUAGUGAACCAGCUGCAUGUCGGCAACUGGGAAGGGCAAAGGAACAUUAGGGUAGUUAAACCCAGAAAAAUAGAAAUACCAGAUGGCUACAUUUGUGUCAGUGUAACAGCUGGCGGCUGGCAAACGGGUGCAUUGAUUAUUAGGAAACAUUGA